This is a messenger RNA of Vicia villosa (hairy vetch), 1191 nucleotides long. RefSeq lists its product as uncharacterized. Lineage: Eukaryota; Viridiplantae; Streptophyta; Magnoliopsida; Fabales; Fabaceae. The coding region runs from base 1 to 1191 and encodes 396 amino acids. The record is from RefSeq and is a predicted model, not a curated record. The transcript has a single exon.
AUGUCUACUUCUGCUACUCAUGAACAAGACGCUUCCAAUGCUCCCAUUAACCCUAGUGAGAUUCUCGAAGUCACUCCUCUGCAGAUGGUAACCCCUUUCGAUCUCGUGACAAAACGACCCAGAAUAAUGCAUGCACGAAGAGCCAAAGAGAUUACAAGAAGACCUAUGAAUCCUAACUCUGGUCAGACUUCUCAAUCAUCUAUUCCUUCCUCCAGGGAAGAGCCAACCAAAGAAGGCUCAAGGUCUAAUCACAUCGCUAUUGUCAAAAUAGUUACCGAAAUCCUAAAUGAGGGCAACAUUUCAUCCAAGAUCCCUGGUUUUGAGAAUCCUGUGCUUCCUAAGUCAAAUGUAAUUGGGCAUGUUAGUGACACCGCUGACAUCUAUGACCCAACAAAUGAUGAAAUUAAUGAGAAUGUGCAUGUGAGUGACAAGAAAAGAAAUGAUGUUAGUAUUGAUAACAUUGAAAUUCCUGAUGGUGCUGAACACAAUGAAGAGAUCCCCAUCAAUGUUUCUACUAACACGUGUGUAAAUCACACUAAAAAAGGCCAAACUGAAGAAAAAGAAUCAGAGAAAACUCAGACUGACAAAGUAAUCAACCUUGAUGAUCUCUCUGAUGAUGAACUAGUUGCUUCCAUCAAUCCAAGCAUAGCCAGAAGGCUAAUGAGGAGGAAAGGAAAGCAAGCUGUAGCUGAGGUCUCUCCAAAAAAGAAGGCAGUGGCUAAGUCCGUUUCUGUUGGACCAAAGAAGGCAUGGAGCAAAGUGGUGCCUAAGAAGAGAAAGGCCAGAAGCAGCUCUGAGAAUGAGUCAGAUUUUGAUGUUGCUGCAGAUGUCAAUGACAUUCAUCCCAAGAAGAAGGUCUCUACUAGCAAGCUGGCUGCUAGUGUUCCUGAAGUACCUAUUGAUAACAUUUCCUUUCACUAUCCCUCUAGUGUACUCAGAUGGAAAUUUGUCUAUCAGAAAAGACAUGCCUUAGAGAGAGAACUUGCUCAGAAUUUUCUUGAGUAUGAUGAGAUUAUGAAUCUUAUUCAUGAGGCUAGACUAAUGAAGACUGUGACUCAUCUCUCUAAGUGUUAUGAUGUCCUGGUGAAGGAGUUCAUUGUGAAUCUUCAUGAAAACUGUGGCAAUAAGGAAACUGAGGAGUAUUUAAAAGUGUUUGUUAGAGGAAAUGUAUUAACUUCUCACCCACUGUGA